Messenger RNA from Balaenoptera ricei (Rice's whale), 2498 nucleotides. RefSeq names its product motile sperm domain containing 1 (gene MOSPD1). The record is from RefSeq and is a predicted model, not a curated record. The coding region runs from base 216 to 857 and encodes 213 amino acids. NCBI's taxonomy places the organism in Eukaryota, Metazoa, Chordata, Mammalia, Artiodactyla, Balaenopteridae. Gene Ontology annotation, cellular component: cytoplasm. The transcript has 6 exons.
GAGAGGUGGCAUUUGAGUCCUCCGGUAUCCCAGCAGGCAAUGCAGCCUAGAGAUGCUGACAAAGGACUGGAGGGAGCAGUCGCAGCUGCUUUCCGAGGACCCGGUGUUGCCGAGAUUGCCAAAAUGCUUUGGAGUUUUUAAGUGAUUUUAAGAAAAGCCCAAAAUAGAUUUGAGACUGUAAAAACUGAAGCCGCAGCAAGGGGGAUUCAGUGCCAAUGCAUCAACAAAAAAGACAGCCAGAGUUAGUGGAAGGAAAUCUUCCUGUCUUUGUGUUUCCCACAGAGCUGAUAUUUUACGCAGAUGACCAGUCAACACAUAAGCAAGUGUUGACGCUGUAUAAUCCCUAUGAGUUUGCCUUAAAGUUCAAAGUUUUGUGUACUACUCCAAAUAAGUAUGUUGUCGCUGACGCUGCAGGUGCAGUAAAGCCUCAGUGUUGUGUGGAUAUUGUGAUUCGUCAUAGAGAUGUUCGAUCCUGUCACUAUGGUGUGAUAGACAAAUUCCGUCUCCAAGUUUCCGAGCAAAGCCAGAGGAAGGCUUUAGGAAGGAAAGAGGUCGUGGCUACUCUUCUCCCAUCGGCAAAAGAACAACAAAAGGAAGAAGAGGAAAAAAGAAUAAAGGAACAUUUAACUGAAAGUUUAUUUUUUGAGCAGUCGUUUCAACCAGAAAACAGAACUGUCUCCUCAGGACCUAGUUUACUAACUGUCUUCCUGGGAGUGGUGUGUAUUGCAGCUCUGAUGCUUCCCACGCUGGGGGAUGUGGAAUCGCUGGUGCCUCUCUACCUCCACUUAAGUGUCAAUCAAAAAUUAGUGGCUGCUUAUAUCUUAGGUCUUAUCACAAUGGCUAUACUUAGAACAUGAGCAAGGAAUUCACUUGACUUCUGAAGUAAAUUUAUCUUGAAAAUAUGAAUGUGGACUGCCUUUUAUCUCUAUUUCACCCCAUUAACAUGCUACAAACUAUUGAUUGAUUUACAAUCAUUGCAAAUGUAUAAUAUAUAUUUUAAAUUACUCUAUAAUUUUAUUCCAAGGACUCCAGCACAUUAUGUUACAGACAGCAAGGAAGCUUCUGAGUGACACUUAGGAAAUUUUUUGAAGAAAUUCUUUUUAUAUCUAAGCCUACCGUGCAAAAGACUUUAAUUAAGACAUUUGUUAUUUUCUCAUCUUUUUUCUAAUUCACUUUGAUUGUUGAGAUCAUGUGUCCUUCAAAGUUAAAGGCCUAAAAGAGCAAACUGACCAGCCUGAAAAUAAAAUUACAUUUAUUUCCUAGCUACGAACAUCAAUGUUACUAUAUAAAUUAUGCCUUGUCCUCUAUCAUUAUAUACAGUCGCCAUGGUGUUUCUAAAAUAAGAGUUUUACAGUUAAUAGAGAAGGUACAGUUAAUGUACCUUUAUAUAUAAAUGUACCUGUACCUAAUACAGUUAAUGUAGAAGGUAAAAAAAUGAAAAAGCAUAAAGUACUGAGGGAUCAUGUUUAUCUUAGGGUCUCACAGAAGACAGGACAUAUUUAAUUCAUCUGGUGAACUACAGGAUAGGUUGUGGUCCAGCCACCAAGAAGUAGGGUGACCAUUCUGUUUGGUCUAAGAAUUCUGAAGGAAGGUAGGCAUUUGUUUAGUUAGUUGGUACACCUGGCUUUACCUCUGGAUAAUGCUUUAUGUUAACAGGAGGAAAAAUAACUUUAUCUUUUCUCCCCAGCCCUUUGCCUGACUGUAAGCUACUGGCCCAGAUUGGGACUACCAAUGCCAGGUGGUUUAUGUGGAGAUGAUUUUUCACCUUUAAACUCUAAGCCAAGUAUAAAAAAUCCUUAAUAUCUGUGUCUAUUUUUUAAUCAGUCACUGAGACAUUUUUUAAGUUUGUAUUUAUUAUUAAAACAACUUUACCAAAAAAAGUCCCCAAAGCACAACUAUGUACAUUUCUUUAUAGCCUCUUCUGAUCUCUAACAUAUAUAUGCGGUUUUAACUGUUAUUGUUAUAGUAUCUGAUCUUUUGACUUAGGAUUUUUAUCUGAGAGCACAAUGUAUUGAGUCUCUUGAAAAUCAUCUUCCAGAUCUUUUUACAGAAUGAUCUUAUGCACUGCUACUGUAGUAUUCUCAAGGGAUAUAUGUAAACACGAGAUGUAUGCCUGAGGUUGGGUUUUGCAGGAAACAGUACUUUGCUUCUAAAGUAAAAGCUUUUACUUAUACUCUUUCAUAGAAAAUCCUCAUUGUUUAACCAUUUGGGGAGCAUAAAUCAUUAAAUGGAUCAUGUCUGUACGUUGUGUAAUGACUAAAAAGCACAUAAAUGUAAUCUAUUUUGAACUUUGUAAAAAAAAAAAAACCCUUGUGUUUGAAGGUUAUCCUUCUUUCUCUGUCCAUCUCAAGUCGCGCGCGUGUGUGUGUGCGUGUGUGUGCGCGCGUGUGUGUGCGUGUGCAGGUGCACGCACGUGUGUGUGCAUGUGAUAACACAUUGUACAGAACAGAAAUUACUUUAAAAAAAUAAAAGAAAAUGGAGACCUAAGUUUCACAACG